ACGAGUCCUAUAGAGUAGAGUAGUAAAUGAAAAGUAAUUAGUAGUAGGGGCAUAGUCUCGUAAAUAAACGAAAAAGUAAGGGUAAAAAUCCCCGGACGUGAGAGCAAUUGUUAUAUCCAUUUGAAUCCUCGUCAGGUUACACGAAACGAUUCCGCUUCUCCGCUUCUAUAAUAAAUAUUUCCCCACCACUCAUCGUCUCUAGAUUGUUCUUCCACACGCAAUUCUCAUUUCUCUCUAACCGUAAACGAAUCUUUCUUCUCUAAGUUUUUUCUCUCUGCGAUGGCUCAAGAAGAUGUUACUCCUGCUGCUACUAACGGUGCUGCUCCGGUGGAGACGCCUCUUGUCUUCACUGAGAUCAAGCAGAUGUUGAUCGUUGAAGCACAAAAAGUCGGUGACGCUGUUACUUUCUACAAAUCUGCUUUUGGUGCGAUUGAGUCUGGUCAUUCUCUUUACCCUAAGCGUAAGCUUGACCAAGAGCUUCCUCAUGUUCUCUGUUCUGAGCUUAACCUCGCUGGCUCUUCCUUCGUUGUUUGCGACGUUUCCUCUCUCCCUGGAUUUUCUACUGCGAAAUCGGAAGGUUCGAGAGUGAAUCAUCUCCUCGGAACUAAUAACGUUGAAGCCGCCGUUGCGAAAGCUGUUGAUGCCGGAGCUGUGAAAGUGGAGGUUUCGGAGGCUGAAGUUGAACUGGGAUUCAAAGGAAAAGUCACGGAUCCUUUUGGUGUCACUUGGAUCUUUGAGGAGAAGAAGACCGAGAACGUCGUUGAGAACGACGAGAACAAAGAGGUUUAAGAACUGUCGUCGGAUCUGAUUCUUCGUCGGUUUCUGAACAGAAAAACUCUAGUAUUAUCCUAUUUUCUGGUAUUAUGCUUUUAUUUUGUCUUUUGUGGAAUCCGGUAAUCAGUAAACCGGAUCGAGUAGGCUAAUGACUUUCGGAGUUUUAAUUUUCACCCCUUUUGACAAACUCUAAUCUUGGUGAAAUUAAGUAUUAAUCUCGGGUUUGGAUUUUA
Molecule: messenger RNA, 1007 nt
Organism: Arabidopsis lyrata subsp. lyrata
Lineage: Eukaryota; Viridiplantae; Streptophyta; Magnoliopsida; Brassicales; Brassicaceae
Exons: 2
Coding region: 280-789 (169 amino acids)
Source: RefSeq, a predicted model, not a curated record